Messenger RNA from Gekko japonicus, 1563 nucleotides. RefSeq names its product ubiquitin carboxyl-terminal hydrolase CYLD-like. The coding region runs from base 1 to 1563 and encodes 520 amino acids. Lineage: Eukaryota; Metazoa; Chordata; Lepidosauria; Squamata; Gekkonidae. Gene Ontology annotation, cellular component: cytosol. Gene Ontology annotation, biological process: protein K63-linked deubiquitination; necroptotic process; regulation of mitotic cell cycle. Gene Ontology annotation, molecular function: K63-linked deubiquitinase activity; cysteine-type deubiquitinase activity. The transcript has 7 exons. The record is from RefSeq and is a predicted model, not a curated record.
AUGAAGCCUCCUCGGCAUUUCAUAGCUGUGAGAAGCUUUUCAGGGGAAGCCAAGUCAGGUGGGGAGGUGAAGGUCUCGAAAGGCAGCCUCCUGCGUCAGGAAGAUGCCCGCCGGGCCUCCUCAGAGGGGCAUUUCUGGGCGAAGGUCUUGGACACCGGAAACGUGGUCCGAGUCUCCUCUUCUUCAGCUGUCCAGGAACUGAGCGGCACCCACGCUGAGCUCUUGGAGGCUGUGACCAACGGAGAGGAGCGCCUGGAACUUUUCAGACAGGAACGGCUGAUGCGGAGGCUCAGUUCCCUCCAGAGCGGGGACCCAGUUCGGGUCCAGAUCACUUCCUCCUCCAGGCAGAAAGUUCAAGGCGUUGUCCGAUACCGGGGGCCCACGGAGAAGAACAAGCGUGAUACGAGCAUCAUCUUUGGGGUGGAGCUGGUGGGUUCCGCCGCUGGGAAAGGCUUCACCGACGGCUCCUUCAAAGGUCAGAAGUUCUUUUCCUGCCGAGAGAACUGCGGGGUCUUUGUGCCUGUCAACCGUAUUGAGCCGGACGACUUGGCGAAGGGCAGCCCUCCAGCGCCUCCAAGGGGCACUGCCCGGGAAUGCACGAGGAUCCAGCUGACAUCCGGGGAUCCCUUGUCAUCUCCCCAGCUGGAGAUUGGGGACCGUGUUUUCUUCAAGAUGGAAGACAGCACCCCGACGGGUACUGUGGUGUACUGCAACUACUUGCCCAAGAAAACCGAGGUCGGGGUGUUUGUGGGUAUACACCUGGACAAGCCAGUCGGCUCCUGGGAUGGUUAUUUGAAAGAACACAAGCUCUGCCAUAUCCCAGCGCCAGAGUAUGGGAUUCUCUUGCCGAUUUCUAAAGUACAAAAAGAAGAGCCAAACAGAAGCCCCGAGGCCUUGGACAGCAAUUCGUCCCCACCUAUCUCGGCCUUUUUUGAUUGCCCAUCCCCAUCAUCCAUCCGGUACCCACCAAGGAUGGAGGGGUGUUCACCCAAGGAAUCUCUGUCCCUGUUCCCUCCCCUUGGCUCGGAGAAGCUGAAACGGACACUUAGAGUCGCUGAGAGGAACCAGGAGGAGCAGGAGGCAGGUGAAGACGAUGAGGGGGAAGAGGAUGACCGAUACGACCACCAUCUCCUGGAGAUCAACUCCAUGGUGGAAGUUAACGAUCCACCAAUCUACGGGGUGAUCCGCUGGAUUGGGGAUCUACCUGACACGGAGGAAACUAUUGCCGGUCUGGAGCUGGAGGAGCCGCUAUCUUCAGGCUGCACAGAUGGACAGUACAGAGGGACCCGCUACUUCCGCUGCCCACCCAACAAGGCCCUCUUUGUCAAGUUGCGUCACUGUCGGCCCGACUCCCGUUUCGGCAUGGAGCAGAAUCUGGAGAAUCCCGUUUUGCGGUGCAAUUCGUUGGAUUUCCACGUGUAUGCCAGUGCGAAAGUAGAAGAGGACACUCCACCACCGCCACUGGGUGAUCGUGACAUAGAGCAUCUCUUGGGAUGGAAGAAAGGAAUCCAGGGACACUGCAAUUCCUGUUAUCUGGAUGCCACGCUUUUCUGGUAUCCAUAG